GCAAACACAAGCGCGCGCUGCACGACCGUGGUGAUGUCAGCGAAUUUUAGGUGCCCCUCACGAUGCCUGAGUAGUUGCGCUCGCCAAUGAGCGUCUUCAGUGUGAAUGUCCUUCAUUGCACUGUCUGGCUCCUGAACCCAUCACGGAUGCCAAUUUAGAUAAAAAAAAAAAAAAAAAACAGAGAACAGAAGAAACGCAUCGCUCCGGUUCGCCGCCGCUCCUCGAUCGCGUGACAUUCUGGAGCGUUUAAAACAACUUUAACUGCGCGCGACAUGGAGUGCCGAGUGCUGUCGAUUCAGAGUCAUGUCGUGAGAGGAUACGUGGGGAAUAAAUCGGCAUCCUUCCCGUUACAGGUUAUGGGGUUUGAAGUGGACUCGAUCAACUCAGUUCAGUUCUCCAACCACACAGGUUACUCGCAUUGGAAGGGACAGGUAUUAACUGCAGAUGAGCUCCACGUCCUCUACGAAGGGAUCAAACUGAACAAUGUUAACCACUAUGACUAUGUACUAACAGGUUACACUAGAGAUACAUCAUUUCUGGAGAUGGUAGUUGAUAUUGUACAAGAGCUGAAGAGGGCCAAUCCUAAUCUUGUAUAUGUUUGUGACCCUGUCCUAGGUGACCAUGGUUCAAUGUAUGUUCCUCAGAAUCUACAUCCCGUGUACAAGAAUAAAGUGGUACCAGUAGCUGAUAUUAUCACACCAAACCAGUUUGAGGCUGAGUUGUUGACGGGUAAGAAUAUCAGCACAGAGAAAGAUGCUGUUGAGGUGAUGGACCUGCUGCAUAAGAUGGGUCCAGACACUGUGGUCAUCACCAGCUCUGAUCUGCCCUCGCGUCUUGGAGACAGAUUCCUUGUGUCUCUUGGCAGUCAGCGCAUUUUGAUGCCAGAUGGAACAAGGACGACCCAGCGGAUCCGAAUAGAGGUGCCAAAAGUAGACGCAGUGUUUGUGGGGACCGGUGAUCUAUUUGCUGCUAUGCUGCUGGCCUGGACUCAUCAUUACCCAACAGACCUGAAAACGGCAUGUGAGAAGACUUUUUCAGUUAUGCACCAUGUUAUCCAGAGGACUAUCUCUUAUGCCCAUGAGAUGGCAGCCCCUGGUAGAAGACCCAGCCCGGCCCAGCUGGAGUUACGGAUGGUCCAGAGUAAAGCAGACAUAGAGGAUCCAGCCAUAGUGAUGGAGGCCACCGUUCUAUAGAGCCGCUGCCACAUCUCAUCCACACAUCAUCCUCCGCUCACAGCUGCACAAUGUAUAGAUGUCGUACAUUUUGAUAUGUAAUGUGACAUUGCCUUAGAAUCUCAACCAGAGCAAAACAGUACCAUUUCAAGAGAUUCAACAGGGUACAGCCAAACAAGCCAGAGGGCGAGAGUGAUUAAAACAGAGAAAAAAGAGAAGGGGAGAAUUGAAUGCGAGAGAUCAUCAGCCUCUCUCGUUCACUCUUUUUAUCCAUUAUUACCAUUUCUCUCUCUGUCUUUCUUCUGAAGCUCCUCAAGAACUCCUGUUCGUCCUGCACAUAAAGCCCAGUCACUGACAUUUCCAAACCAGGUCAGUUAUGUACCUUAACUGCCAUUGUUCUAGUGAGGACCAAAUAAAAAAAUUAUUGACGUCAAUAUGGGUUAACUCUUUGCAUUUCCACUCCUGUACUAUUGAGUGAGAGGAGCAACGAUUGUUGAGCGUUUUUGAACACAAAAAUCAAGAAUUCUCUUGAUAAGAUACCUGUACCUACCUUGAAAAGAUGUUGUAUGGCCAAACUCCAAAAUAAGCAAGUUCGUUGUUAGGUGUGUAUUACAGACCCAAAGCACUAAAUUGUGUGAAAGAGUCCAACAUGUUUCUGAAUUCUGUGUAUUUUAUUGUUUUGUGACUAUUUUCUCCCACAAAAGGGAGAUUUUAUUGAAGAGAUGCGCUGCUGUAUUGUGUGACUUUUAUGUUUUUGGUGAGAAGAUGUACUGUAAUAAUAUUUAGGCCUUGCUCAUGUUUAUGAUUUAAUUCUCUUUCCAUUGAAUUCAUUUUACAUUGAGCAUUUAUAAAUGCGGAACUUCUAGCAUUUCACCUUGUCAUUUUUGUUUGUCAGCGUAAUUAUUAACAUUGUCAUCUCAUUUCCUUUGAACUGAUUGUAUUUGCAUCAAUAAUCUACUUGUUUGUACAGGCAGAAAAGACUUUAAAAAGUAGUUUUAACUUUUUAUUUGACAGUAUUUUCAUAUCUUAUAAGAAAAGACUUGUAAGAAGUCUGUUAGUGGAAUACUUCUUAAAAAUGCCUUGAGGAAAAUAGCUCUGUAUAUGUGCUAGUCUGGUGACCUGCAACAAAUUCUCUCCCUGUGUUGGAGAACAUGGUGCUUAUGGUUACAAUGUUGUGAAAGAAAAUAAAAGGCAGAUGAGCUGUAUAUUUAA
Molecule: messenger RNA, 2384 nt
Organism: Myxocyprinus asiaticus (Chinese sucker)
Lineage: Eukaryota; Metazoa; Chordata; Actinopteri; Cypriniformes; Catostomidae
Product: pyridoxal kinase-like
Exons: 11
Coding region: 273-1193 (306 amino acids)
Biological process (GO): pyridoxal 5'-phosphate salvage
Cellular component (GO): cytosol
Molecular function (GO): pyridoxal kinase activity
Source: RefSeq, a predicted model, not a curated record